Messenger RNA from Nelumbo nucifera (sacred lotus), 1250 nucleotides. The record is from RefSeq and is a predicted model, not a curated record. NCBI's taxonomy places the organism in Eukaryota, Viridiplantae, Streptophyta, Magnoliopsida, Proteales, Nelumbonaceae.
CCUCACAUCACUCGAUCUCCUCUCUCAAAGCGGCGGCAAGAAAGAUAAGCAACAAAUCUGCCCUUCCCUCCUCACAUCACUCGAUCUCCUCUCUCUCCUUUCUUCUUCUUCUCUUCUUCUUCUUCUUCUUCUUCUUCUUCUUCUUCACUUCCCCCGUUCGCUCUCUGUGUUUCUGUCACCGCUGCUGCAACUCACAGCAGCGGCGAUCUACUUUCUCUCGUCCGUUUUACCUCAUUAACCCCUCCGUUUUCAUUGUUCCUCUGUUAUUGUUACUUAUACCAGGCGAUUUCGGUCUAGCACAUCAUCGAUCCCCUGUUUCCACCUUCGUGUAUGGCUGGGAUGAGCAGACGAUAGCAACGGCCCAAACUUCUAUUCCUCGUUUGAACGCAUUAGCAUUUGAGUCGAUAUCUCCACCGUCGAACCUCUUGGUCACAAGCCGAUCCGGCAUUUCAAUUCGAAGAAAGCAACCUACAACGAAGGGAUUGGGCAGAAUUUGUAGAUAUCCAACUGAGGAAAGAAAAUGAGGAUUGUGGGACUGACAGGAGGAAUUGCAUCCGGGAAGAGUACAGUCUCCAAUCUGUUCAAGGGCAAAGGCAUUCCUGUGGUUGAUGCUGACCUUGUUGCUCGUGUUACUGGCUCCAUUUAUUUCCUCUGGCAUAUUUUGGGAAAUUGUGAAGUUAUGGAUGAAAGGCUCCGAGGUUAUUGUUCUUGAUGUGCCACUGCUAUUUGAGGCUAAGAUGGACCGAUGGACAAAACCUAUAAUUGUCGUAUGGAUCAAUCCUGAGACGCAGCUUCAGCGACUCAUGAAUAGGGAUGGAAUAUCGGAAGAACAAGCCAUAAACAGAAYCAAUGCUCAGAUGGCACUAGAUUUGAAAAGGACAAAAGCAGAUAUUGUGAUUGAUAACUCAGGGACAAUGGAAGAAAUGAAGGAACAAUUUGAGAAGGUAUUUGUUCAGGUCACUAGGCCUUUAACAUGGAAGGAAUUUGGGAUGUCUAGGAAUGGUGCCCUUUGGGCUAUCGUUUCUAUAGUUGUAGCUGUUCUUGUGUACAGGAACACUUAACAGCAGCAUUGAUGGUCUAUAGCCACAAGUCUUCUCAAAGCGGUGGUGAUYAGGUGGAAAUAGAAGAAACAAAUUGAUUUCGCUCAUUUAUUUGCUUUGAACCUAUCUGGGAUCAUCAUCUAUCAAGUCCUGUUUUUUUUCUUUCUUUCUAGAAAUAUAUGCUUAUCAAUGACUGAUGGAUCAUUUGCA